UUUCACUUACCACCGCAUAAUAACCGGUAAUCAAAUAUUUGCCAUCUCCAAUCCUCCUCGAAGUUAUAUAUUCGUGUCAAUGACUCACGAAACACUGUAAGUUUUAGUUUUGUUCCGUUCAAUCCGGCGGAGAACUCCAAGUGUUUAAUCGUAAAACGGACAAAACUGAAAAUUUCUAAUAAGCAUUCGAUUGGUUCAAUAAUUAUAUUUUUAUUGAUAUUUUGUCUUCUUAACGUGAAUAAGUGCUGAAAAAUUAAAUAAUUUUUUACAAUGACUAUUUUACUGCAUAAAUUUAUCAUCUAAAAUUAAAAUUCCAAAAACAUAAAAUAGUGAUAAUCUUGAACUUGGUUAUUUGUUAAUUUUUAAACAAAAAUGCCGCCUAAUUUUACAAACUUGUACCGAUGUGCUGACAAAGAAGAAAAUAUAAAGCAAGAUGAAAUCGACGAAUUUGUGGAAAAUAAAAAAGAAUUAACAAAAAAGCGUUGGUAUGAAUUUGAAACAGAAGUGGUUUGGAGCAAUGUGAUAAUUAUAACAUUUUUACAUAUUAUGGCUUUGUAUUACUCGAUUACUUAUCCGUAUUGGAAGUAUAAAAUUUUAACAGUUUGGGGGAUUGUUGUGGGAACGAUGGGAGGAAUUGGAGUAACGGGUGGUGCUCAUCGGCUGUGGACUCAUCGGGCUUACAAAGCGAAAACGCCACUAAGAAUUAUUAUGGCCAUCCUGUUUUAUACUGCUGGGCAGAAUAAAAUAUUUGACUGGGUUAGAGAUCACCGAGUUCAUCACAAGUACACAGAAACUCCUGCAGACCCUCAUGACAGCAAACGUGGUUUCUGGUUCAGCCAUGUCGGCUGGCUCAUGUUAAAGAAACGGCCAGAAGUUAUUGAAAAAGGUAAUCAAAUUGAUAUGAGCGACAUUCUCAAUGAUCCAGUUGUUCAGUUCUUUGAUAGACAUCACAUGAAACUGAAGCUACUUUUCAACAUGAUAAUCCCGGUUUUUAUACCAAUUUACUUCUUCAAUCAAAGUUUCAAAUGGUCAUUCAUUACUCAAGUAUUCAUACGGUAUCCAUGGAGCUUGAAUUUCACUUGGUCUGUCAAUAGCUUCGCUCAUAUGUUUGGAUACCGCCCCUAUGAUAAGAGCAUAGCACCGGCAGAAAAUUUACUUGUAAGUUAUGUCUCUGGAGGAGAAGGCCAGCACUCAUACCAUCAUGUCUUCCCGUGGGAUUACAAGGCAGCUGAGUUCAAAAGUGUGUUAUUCAAUACGACGACCUGCUGGAUUGAUUUAUUUGCGAAAAUAGGAUGGGCAUAUGAUUUACGAACUGUAUCCCCAGAACACAUAAAGCGCGUUGUUGAAAGAAAAGGCGACGGAACACAUCCGAAAUAUUCAUGCUUAUCAAAGAACUAGAUUUACUUUACAUAUAGUCAUUAAAUAAAAUACGCUAGUUAUUGUUCACUUUAAUAUUUAUUUUCUAAUUUUACUCAUGUUAAACUUAUUGAUCUUGUAAUUAUCAAUGACGAACUUAAUUUUAGUUAAUUCACC
This is a messenger RNA of Cotesia glomerata, 1533 nucleotides long. Its product is annotated as acyl-CoA Delta-9 desaturase-like. Lineage: Eukaryota; Metazoa; Arthropoda; Insecta; Hymenoptera; Braconidae. The coding region runs from base 373 to 1398 and encodes 341 amino acids. Gene Ontology annotation, biological process: unsaturated fatty acid biosynthetic process. Gene Ontology annotation, cellular component: endoplasmic reticulum membrane. The record is from RefSeq and is a predicted model, not a curated record. The transcript has 6 exons. Gene Ontology annotation, molecular function: stearoyl-CoA 9-desaturase activity; iron ion binding.